UCCUUUUUUGACAAUGACAGUUAAUCGUUGUUCGUCCUUCAGAAAAACUUCUUAGAGGUUAUAAUUUGUUCGUAUUCAAAAAGAUAUAAAUUAGAAUAAUUGAAUCAAAGUUUUGUUCAGGAUUAGAUUUUUGAUUAAAAGUACAUAGCUAAAGAUGUCUUUUCCUGAUAAACAACAACGAAAGAUUUGUUGGGAUUCUAGAGACCGUUACUGGGAAUGUUUAGACGAUACAACAAAAGACAAUUCUUUAAAGCCUAAAUUAUGCGCUGAGCUUAGGAGAAUAUUCGAAAAGUCAUGCCCACCUAAAUGGGUAACACAUUUCGAUAGGAAGCGAGACUAUGAUUUAUUUAAACAAAAAAUGCAAAAAGAGGGUUUUGAACCCAUAAAAGACAGUGAUUAAUUACUCUUAAAUAAUUUAUUUAAAUGUGAUUGUAAAUAUAGUUUAUUUAAUUUAGUGAAGUAAAUCGUUUUUGGUUUAAA
Messenger RNA from Pararge aegeria (speckled wood butterfly), 480 nucleotides. Its product is annotated as cytochrome c oxidase assembly factor 6 homolog. NCBI's taxonomy places the organism in Eukaryota, Metazoa, Arthropoda, Insecta, Lepidoptera, Nymphalidae. The transcript has 2 exons. Bases 155 to 400 code for a protein of 81 amino acids. Gene Ontology annotation, biological process: respiratory chain complex IV assembly. Gene Ontology annotation, cellular component: respiratory chain complex IV; mitochondrion. The record is from RefSeq and is a predicted model, not a curated record.